AUGAUGAAGAAGUCCAGUAAUGAAGCAAGUGGCUCUAGCUCACUGGCUGUUCAGAGGCCGGAUAACCAAGAUGUCACUAGCGUUUUCAAAAGAACAGAAGUUAUAGGUACAGGUAAGUUUGGUGUUGUCUAUAAGGGACAUCAUGCACGUACUAAGCAAGUGUAUGCCAUCAAAGUGUUAAAUUUGGAUUCAGACGAAGAUGAAGUGGAGGAUGUACAGAGGGAAGUCCAAUUUUUAGCUUCCAUGAAACAAACUCCCAAUAUUACGCAUUACUAUGGCUCUUAUUUAAAAGAUACCACCCUUUGGAUUAUUAUUGAAUACUGUGCUGGUGGAUCCCUAAGAACUCUACUUCGACCGGGCAAAAUUGAUGAAAAGUACAUUGGAAUCAUCAUGAGAGAAGUUCUAAUAGCUUUAAAAUACAUCCACAAGGAUAACGUUAUUCAUAGAGAUAUUAAAGCUGCUAAUGUUUUAAUCACCAAUGAGGGACAUGUAAAGCUUUGUGAUUUUGGUGUAGCGGCUCAAUUAAAUCAAUCAAGUCUGAAAAGGCAAACUAUGGCGGGUACUCCGUACUGGAUGGCACCUGAAGUUAUCAUGGAAGGUGUUUCUUACGACACAAAGGUUGAUAUAUGGUCACUGGGGAUCACUACGUAUGAGAUAGCUACAGGUAAUCCACCAUAUUGUGAUGUGGAAGCGCUUCGAGCCAUGCAAUUGAUCACUAAAUCUAAACCACCACGGUUAGAGGGUAGACACUAUUCCCCCAUGCUUAAAGAAUUCAUUGCCCUAUGUCUUGAUGAGGAUCCAAAGGAAAGACUAUCUGCUGACGAUCUUCUGAAAUCCAAACUCAUCAAACAUCACAGGACAGCCUCUACCACAGUUCUUAAAGAACUUAUUACGAGGUACUUACUAUUUAGGGAUAAGACAAAGAGUAAAAGGAGUAGUGUUUCGAUUUCAGAAGCUGACCAACCCGUUAACGACGCAGAUGACGAUGCCACUGAUUCUCAGGAUGAAGAUGCUGAGGAAUCAUCUGAUCCAAAUGCCAUGCAAGUGGAAAUGAGGUGGGAUUUUGAUUCUUUAAGUUCUUCAGACUACAUAAUGGCAAAUGAUAUUAACGUGGAAGAAAUACCGGAAGAAUCCGCUGUAGAUUGGAAAUCUCAUUUCGAUCAAUUCAAUUUUGCAUACCCUGAUGAAGAAAGGCACUACUACCAAACUGGUAAUAAUACAGGGAAACUCGUUUACCAAGGUACUACUAUGGGUAAAAGUCAUCCAAGUAUGGGGGUUAGCAAUUCCACUUUAAAUGCAUUCCCCACCAAUAAUAAUUCCACGGCUCAACCGGGGAAAAUGUUUAAAAGUAGCCAUACAAAUUCUACAGGGAUCAAUGGAUCUCAUAAUUCCAAUACUGCAAACAACAGUAGUAAGAAGACCGAGGCUAAGGCACCUAAAAAGUUGAUGGAAUUAUUUGAAGAUAAUGAUGUAAUUAAUGAAGAAGAGGAUGGUGAUCCGAAGGAAUUAUCAAGAAUUAACAAAAAUUUACCGAAUGAUUUAGCCGGAAGACCCCAUGCUGUUCUAAUGAAUGGUGCAGCUUACCAUAGCCAAAGUACACCUGCUCUACCACAACUGCAAACAAAAUUCAAUAAACCACCUAAGGGCCCCACAAGUGCGGUGACUACAACGGCGCCAACCCCAAUUGAAAUCGAAAUUCCCGAAGAAUUACCUACCAGCACUACUACACCAUCUGCAAUACCAUCUGCAUUACCGUCCUCACUUUCUUCCGUUUCAAUGGACCCGUUGGCUCAACCACAGCCGGUAGUAGCAACUAAUCUUACAAAACCGAGAUCUUCAACUGUCUCUUCACAUAAGCAGCCUUCGAGUAUCAGUGGCAGAAUUCCUGGUGGUAGAGAUAUGCCUGGGAAGAUACCUGAGGAAAUACCAAGAAGGGCUAGUGGUGGUGCUGAAAAUAGUUCGGAUGGCUCAAUUAGUAGCGGUAUGCAUGGGGUGAACAACGGUACUGCUGCAAUGAAGCUUCCAUUGAGGACACCUUCACCUUCAAAAGUACUAAACAACUACAUGAACUCGCCAACAAAGAAGCCUGGAAGUUCACCAACGGGGUCCGGCCCCCCUCCAACAAUGAAACCUGUAGGUACUAAUAAUGAAACCAAAGACGUACUUUUACAGCCCUUAAACAAUGGCAACCCGACAUCUUCCAACAACGCAAACACUGGAACUGCAGAUAAGGAGACUAGUAGAGUAAAUCGAGAUUUCAAACGUAAUAAUCCAAAUUUAAAACUCCAUAUGCCAUUACCUACGCCGAUGGUGGCAACUAAACUACUUGAUUCUACGGAUCUACAAUCUGCAGGACCACCAAGCAGUGAUAACAUUAAUCAAUUCGGAUUUAAUACAAGUACCGUCUCGAAUGUGCCAGUAUCAAUGACACCAAUUAGUGAAAAGCAUAUGGAUUUUGGAAAUAGAACUAGGAGAAGUCAAAGCGUUGCCAAUAGGAAAAAUUCACAAAGUGCAGAUCCUGUACUCCCCGUAACGACAAGUAUUACGAACGCCAAUAAUAACGCUACUGGUAGCUCACCUGCUGUGGCUACACCGUUGAAUUCAAUGGCUAGUCAAUUGAUACCGCCGCCAUCUGAUUUUCUAAGUCUUGAUCUUUUCCUAGAUAUGAAUACAGACGCCGGUGGAUACACGUUUAUUGAUCGUAAACCAUCGAUGCUGGAUAAAUUGGAAAGCUUACUCAAGAUGUAUGAGGAUGGGUUGCCUGUAUUAGAAGACGCAUUGAAGAAACAGUUACUAUCCAUGGAUACGACUUAUGAAGAUAGCGGUCAUUAA
Molecule: messenger RNA, 2832 nt
Organism: Zygosaccharomyces rouxii
Lineage: Eukaryota; Fungi; Ascomycota; Saccharomycetes; Saccharomycetales; Saccharomycetaceae
Gene: KIC1
Product: putative serine/threonine protein kinase KIC1
Exons: 1
Coding region: 1-2832 (943 amino acids)
Biological process (GO): protein phosphorylation
Molecular function (GO): ATP binding; protein kinase activity
Source: RefSeq, a predicted model, not a curated record